Molecule: messenger RNA, 567 nt
Organism: Nomia melanderi (Alkali bee)
Lineage: Eukaryota; Metazoa; Arthropoda; Insecta; Hymenoptera; Halictidae
Source: RefSeq, a predicted model, not a curated record
AUGUCUAGUUCUUGUCGAUUGUUUCCCACCGAAUAUAGUCUGAAAUAUGUAAAGAGAAUACCCGUACCGGCAAAAAUAAUUAUACCAAGAGAUCGAUUUUCCGAACGCAUCGAAGAAGGAGAAAUCGAUCCCCGCUCGGCAUCAAUCCCUACGAAACUCGACAAAGAAGCUGAACAAUUAGUUUACAAACACAAUCUUUACUAUCAACGAUCGGUUUAUCAAGUCAACUACAAAAAUCAUUGGAUUCCCCGAAAACGAUCUCGAGAAGAAACAACAGGUGAAAAGACCGAGACCAAGGAGAAAGACUUCGAGAGUGAAUUAUUGCUGUACAUUCAUGGACUAUAUUUUAAUCCUCACGACGAAAAAAUUCUCGCUCCACCUGUUACCGCGAAACGUAGUAUUUUAGCUGCAACUUGUUUUCAUUUACAUUGGGUAAAAAAAAAUGAAACUUUAGGAAGAUGGCAUUCCAAAGUUUCAUUAAGAAAUUUACAUGUUGUUGGUUUUUUGAAUGCUGUUGGAGGCAUUGCAGCAAUGAUUUGGUACCUCUUCCUUACAUUUUACUAUCAU